CGGGCUCUGUUCGAUAUUGUCGACGUUUUUUCACGUGCUGACUGCGCAUCGCUAGCCCUCCCCUUUCCUGCACUUCGCCAUCUCCGAGUAUUUGAACCUGCGCCUUUGAUUGUCGUGACAUCAAUAUUGUCAAUCAUCUCCUCCCGACUCCUGCACUGCUGCCUAAACCGUCGUCCCCGGUUCUCUUUCUUUGGCAACAUUCGACUGAAUAUUUAUUUCUCUGAGCUGAAUUUAUUAACAUGGCAGCUGUAGCGUUGGGACCGAUUUCCAUGCCAAGCAGGACGGCUGCUUCAGCGUCAGUGUUGUCGUUUCCUGAUGCGAUGUCAUCGUCGCAACUCAUUUUAAGAAGGAGUUUCCGAAUCAAUGCUCUUCAUGUGAGCGGAAGAGUCAUCGCAGCUGCGUAUCAGGUGACGUUGAUCACUCCCGAAGCGGAGCGGGUGGUGCAUGUCUCCAAAGAUGAGUGCAUUUUGGAUGCAGCUGAAAGAGAAGGCGUCUUGUUACCCCACAGUUGUCGUUCGGGAGCUUGCUCCACCUGUGUCGGACUCUUGAAAUCGGGAUCUCUGAAUCAGGAUGAGCAGUCCUUUCUUGACGAGGCACAAUUGCAAGCUGGAUUCGCUCUCAUGUGCGCCUCGUAUCCGACAUCAGAUUGUGUCAUUGAAACGCAUCAAGAGGAGAAGUUUUAUUAAUUUUGUAAAACCCGCGACGUUUUUAAGGUAUUUUUUAGAUGUUACAAUAUGUUUAAUUUUAUUCGGUAUGGGGCAGGGAGGUGGUUAGCAAAUAAUUAGAGACCUCAUGUUGGAAGGGUUGAACUGGCUCAACGCAGAGAAUUAGACACUGCCUGCAUUUUGAUUUGGCCCUGCGUAGAUGUGGCGUAUUCGUAUCCGAGUGCCAAUUUUUGUAUACUGGUAAUAUUGACAUUAAUAACUAGAUUGUGUGGAGACUGUCCUUCCAUAUAGUAGUUGAUCAGA
Molecule: messenger RNA, 968 nt
Organism: Physcomitrium patens
Lineage: Eukaryota; Viridiplantae; Streptophyta; Bryopsida; Funariales; Funariaceae
Biological process (GO): electron transport chain
Molecular function (GO): 2 iron, 2 sulfur cluster binding; electron transfer activity
Source: RefSeq, a predicted model, not a curated record